Molecule: messenger RNA, 647 nt
Organism: Pelmatolapia mariae (spotted tilapia)
Lineage: Eukaryota; Metazoa; Chordata; Actinopteri; Cichliformes; Cichlidae
Exons: 3
Coding region: 105-647 (180 amino acids)
Source: RefSeq, a predicted model, not a curated record
AGUCAAGCUGUUGCAGUCACAUGGGCAGAGUUUUUUAAUAAACCAAUGAAAAGAGUUUUACAGCACUGCCUCAAGUCCUUGUUUUGGAUGCCAGUGGCAGCAACAUGAGUGAAUCUGCACAAGACAGAGUGCCGACGGCAGUGAACCUCCACCUGAACGGGACCGCAGCUUUGGAGCAGCAAGACGAGAACAUGAACUCCGACCUGUUUGAUAUCAAAGUGUUUAACGUUGUGAUGAUUACUUUGGCCUUUUGUAUACUUGCCAUCACUGGCUUGUACUGCAUUACCGUCUGCUACAACCGUUCCAGGCAGUCAAAAAGAGCACAAUUAUACGAGAGCGCAGUGACCCGAGGCGAGCCGGAGGAUCCCGUGGCAGUCAAAGCAGUGAAGAGAUCGACGAGUUUCAUCAACCCUCUCACCUUCUUCAGGAAACCAGAGGCACCAAAGGACAACUCCAGGAUCUACUACAUCUACAGUAACCCGCUGCCCGUAGGAGGGAAGGAUGAAGAUGAGGAGGGAGCCAAUAAAGCGAGUGGAAUACCAGAGGAGCAACAGGUGCUCUCAUUGUCUCACUCGUUUCAAGAGUUCGCCAGUGAUCCCAAAAGUGGUGUCGUCCUGGACCCGCCAAUAUUUUACAUGCAGCUUUAG